GAAACCGUCGGGCACGCCCCUCCAGCAGCCGUGGUCGAAGACAAUCUAGCCUUCCUUUAGAAAUCUCUUCCGACACUUAAUGAAGUUUUCUCGUUCGGGGAUUGCUGCACUGCAAUGAAGAAGAGGAGAAAGGUUGCUUCCAGUCUUGACGAGAAGAUCCAUCUGGGCUAUCAUAAAGAGUCUCCAGAGGGAAAUGUCACAGUGCAGUGUGACCAAGUGACCUGUCCUUACUCCUCAGAAAGACCAGCCCCCGAAGCUCUGCACCAUUACCAGGAACUUCCUCCCUCGCCAGAUCAGAGAACUCUUCUGAGUUCUUUGCAGUAUAAUAAGAAUUUGUUGAAGUAUUUAAAUGAUGAUAGGCAGAAGCAACCAUCUUUCUGCGACUUACUUAUCAUAGUAGAAGGGAAGGAAUUUAGUGCCCAUAAAGUAGUGGUUGCUGUUGGCAGUAGUUAUUUUCAUGCUUGUUUGAGCAAAAAUCCCAGCACUGAUGUUGUCACCCUGGAUCACGUAACACAUUCAGUGUUUCAGCAUUUGCUUGAGUUCCUUUACACAUCAGAGUUUUUUGUGUACAAAUACGAAAUACCUCUUGUUUUAGAGGCUGCAAAGUUUUUGGACAUUAUUGAUGCAGUUAAACUGCUAAAUAAUGAAAAUGUUGCAGCUUUUCAGGCAGAACUAACGGAAAAGUCAUCACCAGAAGAGACACUAAAUGAAUUAACCGGAAGACUGUCAAAUAAUCAUCAGUGCAAAUUCUGUAGUAGACAUUUUUGUUAUAAAAAGUCCUUAGAGAAUCAUUUGACUAAAGCUCAUAGGUCCCUUUUGUUAGGGAAAAAACAUGGGUUAAAAAUGCUAGAGAGAAGUUUUUCUGCAAGAAGGUCCAAAAGGAAUCGUAAAUGUCCUGUGAAGUUUGAUGACACAAGUGAGGAUGAACCAGAAAGUGCAGAUGGGUCAGACAAUUUGAAUCAAGAAAGCUUCGAUAAGGAAAAGUCAGACAGAAACGAUUCUGAGGAUGCUGGAAGUGAAUAUAAUGCUGAAGAAGAUGAACUAGAGGAGGAAAUGUCGGAUGAAUACUCUGACAUUGAAGAACAGAGUGACCGAGAUAAUGAGGCAGAAGAGGAACCCGAGGCAGGGGAUUCUGUAGGAAACAUUCACGAGGGGUUAACACCAGUAAUCAUUCAGAACAGUAACAAGAAAAUAUUGCAGUGUCCUAAGUGUGAUAAGACAUUUGACCGAAUAGGGAAAUAUGAAAGCCACACCCGUGUGCACACAGGUGAGAAGCCCUUUGAGUGUGAUAUCUGUCACCAGCGCUAUUCUACCAAGUCUAACCUUACCGUCCACAGAAAGAAGCACAGUAAUGAAACUGAGUUCCAUAAGAAGGAGCACAAGUGCCCUUACUGUAACAAACUCCAUGCCAGCAAGAAGACCUUAGCCAAGCAUGUCAAGAGAUUUCAUCCUGAAAAUGCACAAGAAUUUAUUUCCAUCAAGAAAUCUAAGAGUGAAAGUUGGAAGUGUGAUAUUUGUAAGAAAUCUUUUACUCGAAGACCACACUUGGAGGAACAUAUGAUUCUCCAUUCUCAAGACAAACCUUUCAAGUGUACCUACUGUGAAGAACAUUUCAAAUCUCGGUUUGCACGGUUGAAGCAUCAGGAGAAGUUCCAUCUGGACCUCUACUCCAGAAAUGAUUUGAGCAUGUGCAAAUGUGACUAUUCUUUUCUGAGAGAUGGCUGGGAAUACUGGGCUCAGCUGGUGAGAAAGGAGAAAUGCCUUGGAAGUCACAGAUACAAAGCAAACAUGGGGUGGUUGAAUAAAGAGCAGUUUUCAGCACUUCCUCAUUAUCACGCAUGUUCCUUCUGCAUCAUCAGUUUAAUGGUCUCCAGUGUCUUUCUUUAUAGACUUCACUUACGAGUACAUCAUGAUGAUAAAAGAUAUGAGUGUGAUGAAUGCGGAAAGACAUUCAUUCGUCAUGACCACCUUACAAAGCACAAAAAAAUACAUUCAGGUGAAAAGGCUCACCAGUGUGAAGAGUGUGGAAAAUGCUUUGGUCGUAGAGAUCAUCUUACUGUUCAUUACAAAAGUGUGCACCUUGGAGAGAAAGUGUGGCAAAAAUAUAAAGCAACAUUUCAUCAAUGUGAUGUUUGUAAGAAAAUUUUUAAAGGAAAAUCAAGCUUGGAAAUGCAUUUUCGGACACAUUCAGGUGAAAAACCAUACAAGUGUCAAAUUUGCAAUCAGUCUUUUAGAAUUAAGAAAACUUUAACCAAACACCUGGUAAUUCAUUCUGAUGCCCGACCUUUCAAUUGUCAGCACUGUAAUGCAACAUUUAAGCGGAAAGACAAGCUGAAAUACCACAUUGACCAUGUUCAUGGGAUAAAAUCCCCUGAUGAUCCACUCAGUACUUCUGAAGAAAAACUUGUGUCCUUGCCCGUAGAAUACUCAUCCGAUGAUAAAAUCUUUCAGACAGAAACCAAACAAUAUCUAGACCAACCCAAAGUUUAUCAAUCAGAAGCCAAGACUUUGUUACAGAAUGUGUCUGCUGAAGUGUGUGUUCCAGUUACCUUGGUGCCGGUGCAGAUGCCUGACACUCCCAGUGGCCUGGUGCAGCAUACGACCACACUUCCGCCAGCCUCCCAUGAGGUCCUGCCACCUCAGCCACAAUCCACUGAUUACCCACGUGCAGCUGACUUAGCUUUUCUGGAAAAGUACACUCUGACUCCUCAACCUGCAAAUAUAGUUCAUCCCGUCCGGCCUGAACAAAUGCUUGAUCCUAGAGAGCAGUCUUACCUUGGAACAUUACUGGGCCUUGAUAAUGCAACUGCUGUUCAGAACAUCUCCAGUGGUGAUCAUCACUCCUGA
Molecule: messenger RNA, 2847 nt
Organism: Dipodomys ordii (Ord's kangaroo rat)
Lineage: Eukaryota; Metazoa; Chordata; Mammalia; Rodentia; Heteromyidae
Gene: Zbtb41
Product: zinc finger and BTB domain containing 41
Exons: 8
Coding region: 115-2847 (910 amino acids)
Biological process (GO): regulation of transcription by RNA polymerase II
Cellular component (GO): nucleus
Molecular function (GO): protein binding; RNA polymerase II cis-regulatory region sequence-specific DNA binding; DNA-binding transcription factor activity, RNA polymerase II-specific
Source: RefSeq, a predicted model, not a curated record